UCACAGUGUUGAAGGUGUUGCAACAGCAUAUCGAAAUUUCAAAAACCUUCAAAAGUUGCGCCACCUUAUCGGUCCAUUCGUAGCGGCACUCCGAUUCUUCACUAUCCUUGAAAGGGGCCCAAUAGAUGCGCUGCACAAUUUCGUUAAAACCAAUUUGCUCAAGAACUGGGAUACAACAACAUUGGCUCAAAUUGCAGAAACAGGAAUUCUUAGAGUUGUGAAUGAAGACCUUAAUACCGACCCAGAGCGACCUGAAACACGCAAUGCGAUGCAGUUUAUCAGUUCUCUGGUGACUGAUGAAAAUCGUUCCCCACUAAUAGAAUGGUUGAGAGAAAAAACCGAAAAAGAUAUGGAAGCCAUGGGGAAGAUUUUACAAGGAACUUUGCUCGUGGCCUAUGGCCAACUUCAGACGUUGCGAACCCGGAUCGCUCCUUUCCUCCAAAAUGAGUUUAAGACGUACCAAGAUUUAUUAAAAGUUGUCCGGGUCUCAGAAGAACGCUUUGCCCAGCGCAUUUCUGGCCGUGUCCAACCAAUCGAUUGCAAAUGGUUGGCAAAUAUGCUUCCUGAAAUUCAAGCCGCUGUCCGCGCCAGUAUCAUUUCGCCCUCUGAAGACGCCAAAGAAAAACUGGCCAAACUUCGCCAAGUUGUCAUUGACCCCAAAAAUGAAUCCAACUCAAUCGAAAUUCGCCUGGAACCGACCGGCUCGCUUUCAAUGGAAGAACUGAAACAAGCCUUCCAGCUGCUUGAUAUGGCUGCGGUGGAUGAUGGAGGCGACAGCGGAGAAUUGAUAGGUCGCACUAGACGGAACGUCGGGCUAAUCGAGAAGCUAUCUGAAGUAUUUCGUCAUCUUUAUGCGUCCGGCUGCAUUACCUUCACCUUCCGGGAGAUCAUUUUUAUUGAUCUAGCUGAUUUGGAAACGGAAAUCAAAGGGAUGCAAGAUCAGUUAGAGAAGUGGACCGAUCAGUGGAAAGAAAUAGAAGAAAUGCCUUUCCUAUCACUCUUUUCGCGGGGUUACCUUCUUCAGCUAGCAGAUUUGAUCGGCAGAAACGAAAGCGAUGACGUCAAAUCAAUUUUAAAGAUUCGGCUACCUUCUGGGGCGUCAAAAAUAGACACACUAGUUAACCAGCUUAUUCAGCGAACUCCCCGUAUUGGCGGUGAAGAGGAUUGGCUUUCUGUUGCUCAGCUAUUCAAAAUUCUUCGACAUCUUCAUCAACUUAUCGAAGCCAUUUUUCACCAGAAAAGUCCUGAACUUGCCCUUCCAUCAUUUCUCGUUUCAUAUGGUCGAACGUUGAAAUCUCACUUUAUCGACAAAGCAGUCGUCAUUCUCAACGUCCCGCGAGAUCUUCUUGUAGGAAGUUCUUUGGCGGCGUUUAUUUCGCUUACAAAUCAACCAAUAGAGCCCAGUCGAAUUCUUUUCGUAACGACCAACACAGACAAGCCAGAAGUCGAGCGAUUUAUGAAGCUUUGGUCUGUUGCUAAGGCAGAAGAAGAUUUUUUUAUUAUCCUUCACGUCGAGAGACUUACGGUAGCGUGCGCCUGUGCCGUCCGUGAAGGUGUCGAUCGUGUCUUACCAGAGCGCCGCGCAAAACUUUUGCUGUUGGCCCAGCACCACCAUCGUGUCCAUGCCACAAAAUCACUUGGUGCCCGGCUCGGCGUCGUUUCUGAUCGUCUACUAGAAGUUAAUUUUACAGCAGAUCAACUACGCCAUUGUUUUGUUAGUCUUCUACCGAAUGCGGCCAACCUGCAUUUCUUCACUUCAAAAUUAUCUGGUUGCGGCAAGAGCCAACAAGCGAUGCAAAAAGCUACAGAUCAAAUGCGUAGCCCCGAUUAUUAUCGCAUAUGUGUGCGAACUGGCUCCGUUGACGAACUUUUGGCCAGUUUGAAAAAAAUUGAAAACCUCUCAAGUCAGUCGAGAAAAAGUGCUGCAUAUCUUCAUCUAGAUGUCGCUCAUUCUGUUUCUUUUGAGUUUAAUGACAUUCUGCUCUCUUUGUUGGUGCAUGGAGCACUCUUCGAUCCCAAAAAGGCCAAGCUAGGAUAUUGGAUGAUCUCUCCCCAAACCAGUAUAGCCAUUGAAUUUGCUUCCCCAUUUGGAGUGAAUGAAUUCCCAGUCAUAGCUUAUCUAGGAAAACACAUUGUAUGUGAAUGCAACAAAUCCUUUUUCAGCUACGAUUUAGCUGCAAUGCCACGUGUUCUUGGACAACCAGUGACGAUCAACCGCUCCAACGCUCUUGUGGCGACCGGAAAAUUCCUACAACUUAAGCAGGCAGGACAGGAAGGGUUACGCAUGUGGGAUGAUAUUUGUUCUCUUCCCGAAACCCUCAUGAUCGAUCCUUUGCCGGAAGAUUCUACCUUCGAUCUCCUAGUGGAUUCCUUUCAACAUGCAGAAAAUCGAAAUACUCCCACUUUCAGUGCCUUAAAUGCCAUGGCCUCCUUCCUUUAUCGUCACAUUUGCGCCAUGAUAACCAGCAUGUGGUUUAAUGGCUCAGCUGUGUAUCUGUUUGAGCGUGACGAUUUAGCUCGGGUCUUCAAACUGAAUGUUUUCAAUCUAUUGCUCAAAGUGGCUAACGAUAGCAUCAACCGGUGCUGGUCUAUGGUCAAUCAAGGAAAGAAGCUCGCCGAGAUGGACUGGACGAAUCGUCAAAGAGCCAUGUUCCUGCUGGGACUGAAUGAGGAUGGAUUUAUCACUGGUAUGAACGUAGUGGGACGCGAUGCAAACGCCUUAAAAAGCAUGUUCCAUGCUAGCUUGCUCCCCACUCUUCAACAGCAGUGUCUCCAUUUUCAAGAGUUGCGUGGAUUCCGAAAUUUAAUGGAGAGCCGCGAGGGCGCUGAAGUUAUUCUGAAUGCGAUGCGAUCGCUUUUGCUCUUGGAUGGAACUGCAACAAGUGCCGUAAAAGUAUAUCAGCUGGACAGCCAUUCCAAAAACACUGCAGCAAAUCUUCGUUUAAAAGAAUUAGUUGGACAAGAUCAGGGGUAUGUGCUGACCGGUGACAAUAUCACGAAAAUGAUGUUUGCCCUUUAUCGUAUCCGCUGUGGUCUACCAGUCGUAGCUUUCGGAGAAGCUGGCGUUGGUAAAAGCGCUCUAUUCCGCUUCCUGAUUCAGACCUUACUCAAUCACACGUUUGAAGUGUGUAAUGUAAAUAGCGGAACAUCUAUUCAAGACGUGGAGGCUAUGAUCGACUCUUCCAUGAAAAUCAUCGCGAGAAACCCUGAAGCCCAGGUAUUCCUCUUCUUCGACGAAAUGAACACCGCAGAUCCACCCGUCAUCGCGUUCUUCAAAGAACUUAUGCUUGACCGCCAUUGCCAUGGGACACUAUUACCAGAAAAUUUACAUCUAAUGGCUGCUGCUAAUCCUUACCGACAUUUGCACGAGGCAGAUAAGGAAGCCGCUGUCGGGCUGGCUUUUCGCUUUGACCAAAGUACUCCAAGUGAAAGCAGUGGUACCCGGUCCGACGCACGUGAUUUGGUGUAUCGAGUCAACGAAUUACCGGUCGCGUUCUACGAUCACAUCUACGACUUUGGUCGUCUUUGCGACGAGGCCGAAAACACCUAUAUUGAAGAAAUCUGCCAACAUGGGUUGCCUAGAUCAAACUUUGCUGCCAACUGCGUCAAAUGGUUUGUUUCCCUUGUUCAGAAGAGUCAUCGGAUUGCAAGAGCGCUAAGUGUCGACCCAGAGUCAGCGGUGUCACUUCGAGAUGCCACUCGAGCUGUCCAACUUUUCCAUUGGUUUUGUCAAGCACCAGCUGGCCAAAUUUCAAAGAAAGACGUGGCGGUAGCAGCCGACUUGACCAUUUACCUCGUCUAUGCCUUCCGAUUCCGUAACCGAAAAACGUUUUUGGGAAAUGUCUUCGGAAAGGAACAAUCAGCUUCGAAGAAUAUGGCUGAAGUUUCAAGAAUCAUUGCCAAAAUGCUUUAUGAGCAGGCUCAUGGGGCCUCAAUUGGCUCGGGGGCCAUUGCGUUGAACGAUGCACUUUGCGAAAAUCUUUUCGCGUUGUAUGUUUGCGUCCUAAACGGAAUAUUUCUGAUUAUCGUCGGACGUCCUGGAUCAUCGAAGUCGUUGUCGGUCGAAAUCCUGAAACUAGUACUUUCGCCGGGCAAUCACACACUCCGACACGAAUUAGGAGAUUUGCCUGCCAUUACGGAGCUCUAUUUUCAGUGCUCACCGAUGUCGACGUCUUCUGGAUUCAAAGCCCUGUUUGAAUCGGCACAGCGGCUCAGUGUAGAUCCAAAGACCAUGUUAGCCAUGGUCGUGCUGGAUGAACUCGGUUUGGCUGAUAUGUCGCCGGAAAAACCGAUUAAAGUGCUGCAUGCUGAAUUAGAACGACAAUCUGUUUUGACAUCCGGCGAAAAACAACAGUCACCAUACUCGGUGGUUGCCCUCAGCAAUUGGGUAGUGGAUGCUGCCCAGGUGAACCGAGGAAUCUUGAUUUUGCGCACGCAAGCGGACAAGAAAGAUCUGUUGAGAUCAGCGGAACAACUAGCCGACUCUUUGAUCAGUAAAUUCGCGAAAGAAUCGGAAAGAAAACGCAUCCUUAACACGCUAACUGAAAGCCUAGAAAGUGUUGUCAGUACAUAUCAAGAACUUGACAAAGAAGAUAUUGGUGGAGGUCAUUUUUUCUCCAUGAGAGAUUUCUUUUUCUGUGUCAAGAAUUUCGUCUGCUCCGUUUUCGAUUCGUUCACGCUGAUGGGAGAUUUGCGUGACAUUCGCGUUUCUCGAUACAUAUUGAUACAGUCAGCUGUUCGUAACUUUGGCGGCCAUGAAAAAGCUAGGAAAUUGGUAAGAAGCAGCAUGGCCAAUAACCUCGAAAUGAAUCCGGCUUUCAUUCCAGUUACAUCACCACUCGAUCUGAUUGUGGCAAACAUUCAAGAUUCUUCAAAACCGCUAUCGAUUCAUAUCGCCAGACAUUUAAUGAUUCUUAACCGAUCGCUGAUUGGUCUGCAAUUACUCAAUCGCAAUGUUAAAAGUAAAUUGGACGAUGGAACGAACUGGAAUGUUCUGUUUGGUUCCUGCUUUCCAGGCGAUUUGCAAGUUACAGCCGUGACAAGAAAAUUACGUCAAGUGGAACAAGCUAUUCGAUCAGGUGGCGUUCUGAUUCUGUGCCACGCUGACCAGCUUUUUGAAUCUCUCUACAUGGUGCUGAAUCAACAGUAUUGGGCCCAAGGAGAGGUUACAAUGACGCAGAUAGCUCUUGGUCCAUCCAUUCGAGCUAUAGCACUUCCAAACGGCCCGUUUCGAAUCAUCGCCCUCCAGGACACAGACGUUGCACUCAAUCGAGAGCUGAUGUCGCCAGCCAUCUUGUCUCGAUUUGAAAAGCAUGAACUAAGGCCGUCUCACCUCCUAGAUGACGUCGGGAUGUUUUGUCUAAAAGCUAUCGAGUCACAUUCUCUCUGGUUAGCUGUUGCGGAGACAAUCAAACGACAAAAAUUUAUCUACGGAUAUCAUGAAGAGUCUUUCGCCGCAUUGGCUCUUUAUUUACAAGAUAGAGGCAUGCCAAUGGAAUUUCAAGAAGAUCAAGAUGAAGAUCAACACAGUGCCACCACGAUCUGGAUGAGAGCGACCAACCCAAUGUCUAUGAUCAAAUUAGAAAGGGAUUCUAGCAUCGACACGGAAUUGCUGGACGUGUGUCGGCGUUACCGCCAAAACUUUGUUUUGGAAAGCAUAGAUGACGCUUUACUCAAUGUCAAAUCAAAUCGAAUAGUUAUUGUGACGAACACACUCCGUCAUUUGGAAAUUGCGUUUGCUGUUUCUUCCCCUUACCGCCGUUCCACCAUCCAGCUUUUUGACAUCCUUACUGAACUUGAACUCGUCAAGCUUCUGGAAUCGAUUAACGAUCAAGAUUUGGCUGAUCCGGACUUCUGCCUCGUUGUCCAGUAUGACGCAGUGACUGGGCCGAUAGAACAAUUCCAGCUUGCUAAAUACGAAAUAGAGCAGCGGUUUGAAAAGAACAAAUGCCGUGUCAUUUUCGUUGUGCACGUCGAUCCUCGGCCUGUGAGCAUGCACUGGGUGUUUUCCUUUGGUGAUUGUUGGGAUUAUUGUUUCGUAGAUGAAGUCGUCCCUGGCGGCCAAUUAGACCACCAUCGGAUCUCGCUAGGCAAAUUCGUCAAAUCGCCUUCCGACCAAACUUUGUCGAGUUUUAUUGUGGAAAUGUCAACUGAAUCCUUCAAGUCGUUAUUACUCGAAAUGCUCGGCCCAGUUUUGCAGACAAGUCUAGCCACAUUACGGGCCAGCUUGGGACAAUUUUACAGCGGGGUCCGAAUAGCAUUAGGACUGCCAAACAACAAAACCUUGAUAAAAUUGAUGAAAGAAUGUUUGCUGGCCCAACUGAAUGACAGCGGGAUAACCUGGAAUGUAGUCGAUGCAGUGAGCGAUCCAAGUUUUGAUUCUUCUUCUUCGCUAACGGAGGGCCUCUGGGGUGUUUUCAAGCACAAAAUUAGCAACCCUCUUGCACACUUUUUACUUAUCAGUGAUAUUUGGCGUAUUACUGAUCUGCCCUCCUCCAUGUUAUGGUGUGACUUUGUUAUCGCGAAUUAUCCCGACCGUUUGAUGUCGCUCAACUCUUCCGACACUUCCCCUCAAAUUCCUGUUGGAUUUCGAUCCUGCACUCAACCAUUUGGUCGAUUGCUAGCAUCUUUCAACAUGAAUUACGCCCAACGCACAGAACCACGUCUCAAUGGACCGCUUCGAUGGCUCUUAGAGCGUAUCGCCAAAAACGAAGAUGAAAAUUCGCAAGAGAUAAAAGAGGCAUACUUUCUUGAUUGGUUUUUGCUUCGAAUUCCACCACAUUUGCACCGUUGCUUGCGAAAAGUGCCGCUGUCGAAGAUGAGUUAUCUUGUUGACAAUCUGUUUGAAGAACCAGCCAUGUUUUUCCUUGAUUGGGAGCAUUGUGAAGCAGAUGUAAUUGCAGCCCUUGAGCUGGCUAGCAUUGCCUCUUUUGCCACGGCUGAUAAGAUUGACUUCUGGAGCGAGGCUACGGGCAGGAUGCGCAAUUGGAUUUUUACCGAAACAGCAGCUCGGCUAUCCUUAGAAACAUUGGCUUCAGCCGACGUUAUGAAGUCCCAUAAAAAAUUCAUGCAAUCAAUUUCUUCGAUUGAAUUAAGUUCGGCGCUUACAAACCUACUGGAUUGCGUGAAAGAUUUGCCACAGCUUUGGCUUGGUUUGAGAAUCACGAAACGUAUCUUGGUCUUUGAUCCAGAUUCGGACAUCAGACUUCCAGAACUACAGGUUUCUGCACCUCACAGACUAUUUGAUAGCCUGACAGAUUUAGUCAUUACAUCUGUCAUCCGACCAAGGCUGGCUAGUGAUGGCCAAGGAAGACGAUUUGUCCGACAAGCUGACUUGUACGCCUUGCUAAAGAGCACGUCGUCCUGUAGUUCUCCCGAAGAGCUUUCAAAAAUCCUAGGAGAGUGUCCUACCACCAAUUCGAUCGUAUUACGAGAAGAUAACGUAGCUGGAAAAGAUAUCGACGGACAUUGUUCAAGUUGCGCAAGCCCGCUUACCACAAUUGAAGAAACGGAAGAUGACCAGACCCAUCCUGUUACUCAUUUGAGAUCACCAAACGAAAAAGAGAUAAAUUCCCUCUUCGAAGAUCACCAAAAAUUCAUGUUUUUCUUUGAGCGUGUCGCUGAGUUGUUCAUCCAACAGCGAAAAAACAAUCCGCGUGAUAUCCAAGAUUUUCUGCAGUAUCUUUUAAGUUCCGAUUCCCGUCUGCGAGUCUCAUGGCGUUUCAUGACCGUUAUCGUACGCACGGUUUUGUCAACUCGUUCUGGCAAAAAAGUUAUGGAUGACCUUCUCUUAACCAUUCGAUGCAACCGGCCGUCUGGCGAAUUUAAUGUUAAUGCCCACAAUUUGUUACGUGCCUUACUCGCGUGUGCCGACCAAGAUAUCCGGAACAACCAGGACGCCGAACCAGGUUUUGAUUUGAUUGAAGCUGCCAUGACAAGAGAUUGGACGGUUGAUCGCAUUCAACGACUAGCUAACAUUCGAAAGCAAAUAGCUGAAGUUGAAAAUGGAAUAGGGGAUGUUAUCGCAGAAUGGUCUGGUUGGCGGAAAAACCAGAAUGACCAAGCCCUCACGGAUUCUUUGCUGUUCUUCAUCUUGCGUUUCUACUCUGAUGAAGGAGACCAAACACGACUGAGCCGAAUGUUCCGCAAUCCAAGAAUAGCUGAAGAACUAAAUCACCACAAGGUUGUUAACAGUUUCAUCAAGACUUUAUCUCCGCUCUCGCUAGGUUUCGAUCUACAACCUGCUGCCACUACAGCCAAUGUAUUCCAAGAGCGCUUGUUGGAUGGAGAUCGUUUUGGCACUGGGGCAUUCGAGCAUUAUCCUGCACUACGCGAAAUCCAACCCGAUUGGGCUCCUUUCAUCGCUCGACUCGCGUAUCACGCGUAUGAUAUCUUCCAAACCAAACAUUUCCGCUUGCUAAGAGAAAUGGCUACCAAUCUGGUUGCUACGUCGCAAUAUCUUCUUCCGGGCAUUGACAAUCAUCCUUAUUUGCCCAGCUUUACAUUGGAGGCGAUGCGCUGGUUUGUUUGUAACUGUGGAACAUUGAAUUGUGUCGGGAACUGUGGAAAUCCCACGCCAGCAUCCAUUUGCAUCAAUUGUCGCGUGGCCCUUAGUCAAGCCGCUCACCAUCCACGAGCUGGAGUUCGACGAGCAACCGCUAGAGACUUUCAGCCACCGACUGGGAUUCACGUAACUCGAGCUGCCACCCGUACUCCAACUUUUGCUGCGAGAAACUGUUCACCGGUCGUCACCCGAUUUGCACUCCUGCUGAAUUCGUUGGCACUGAUGAAUGCUGCUUUAAAUCCACGAACAGAACAACACGCCAUUGCUCAUCUACUGCUGACGCUUCCACUUGCCGAACGUCAGCGUGUUGAAAAUCGUCAAUCAUUAAUUCAGCUCCUGUCGAAUCAUAUAAUCGUCCAUCUAGACCUACUCUGCCAGCUAUUAGUGGCAUCUAGACCACAAUUGACAAUGACGGACAAGUUCCGCAUUGGCCAUUUGUUACUCCACAAAUUACUCGCAUCUCAGGACCGUUCAUUUCUUACACACGCGGCCGAUUUUGCUAACGGAACACAGGCAAGAGAGACUUUCGAAAAUGGUCUAACAAGACUGCUGGCCCAACAAGUAAACCUAGCGGAAGAGCUCGAUCAGAUCGCAGGGCAAUCAGAUGCGGCAUCGAAGGCAUUUAGGCAAUCCUUCCUGCACAACGAAACAUCGCAUUGGGCCUAUGCAAGAAGAGUCUUUGCUGAUCGACAAACCUUACAACUAGAACUGGCCAGGAACGGUCAGCUGCGCAAAACUCUGCCUUUCCUGAAUUUGUUACUGGAUGAUGAAAAUUGGAUGCGCAAAUUGAAUGCGUUGCAAUACCUUGGCGAAGCUUUACGUUUUGUCGCUCUCGUUCGCACUGUUUUGGCAGGAGAAAUAACUCUAGAGGAAGCAAACCGUAUGACCAUCGCCCAGGGUUUGGAAAAAAUCACGGAUGUCGUUUUGCAGAAAGUAGUCCUAUUAGAUCGCGGGCGCCCUGUAGCGACCAGGGAACAUGUGAUGGAUCUGUUUGAGGGUUUCAAACAGUUAUGGGAUCGAUUCAGUCAGCUACAGAACGCGGAGAAGAAAACGUUCUUGGAUUACUUUACAACCAACGGUUCUUGGAUUACUUAACAAGUUGAUGUCAGCGUUAGACCCAAAACAAUACUUGAUCAAGCAGCACCCCUUAUUCUGAUUUUGGCCGGCAGUGAACUGCCGGAGACUACGUUCAGUUGCCAACUAUUGAGUCACGCUGUGGAAGCUGCUUCAUCCAUCGCCCUCACGGACUUCAUUCAGCCGCUUUGUCGAGUAGGCUCAGGACGCGUCCGACUCUCAUGUUCAAGCGCUGCAGCUUUAACUGACUUCGAUGAAUCACUAUACGCCCACGUUUCAACCGAAGAGGUCGAUAAUUUUAUUCGGGAUCAUGUCAUCGACCGGUCCACUCUCAAGCUAGCUGAGUCAUUUGCAAUGGCGGCCAUUUUAGGACCGGCUGGUAGUACCAUAGCGGAAGAGUUGUCUCUUGAUGUCAUCCCAGAAUUUUUGUUCAAAGACGAUGUGGAAUCGGGAAAUUUUCUUGUGAGUCUGGAGAGGCGUUCUAUCCCUUGGCAGCCAUCUACGAUACCUCCUCAACUCCAGGAACUCAUCCUAGCUGAUUUGGAAAAAAAUCGCUGUUUGGCCGAGGCUAGAUCGGUCCUCAUUUCUGUCAUCACGCAUCUUCAUUCAAAUACCGAACCACUAGUCGUUAGCAAGGUGCGGAAGAACUACAUCUCCGAAGUAUUGGAGGAAUUGGUGCAGGCAGAAGUUUUGACAGAACGCCACAUAUCGAACGCCACCGUAGGCGCCCUCAACAGACAUUUGAAAUUGGAAGUUCGUCACGCCUUUGGUUUGCUGAAAGCCAUUGUGGCGCGAAUGAAAGGUGAUGACAUUUUCGGUGGCCGCGUUCGAGAAGGUUGGACGACGAUGAUACCUGAACGCCUUGCUCAACUGACGAGGCAAAAAUUACGAGCCGAUACCCAACCCGGUGGAAUACUGGAAAGUUUGUUACAGAUGGUUAACAUUAUAUCAGGUAAUCAGACGGUCCCGGUCGAGCUUACCCCCGACAAGUCUUUGUUGUAUGCCAUCAGACAGAUCGAAGGUUCGGAAUGGGAUGGAAUUCCCGCCGAAUUGAAAAUGGAGCAUCUCGGCCACCUACACAACAUUGUCGAAUCCGUUGCCAAAAAAUAAGCCUUACGUCAAUUGUUUUCUUGUCUUUCUUUUUUAAUCCAGUUUGUUUUUUUAUCCGAUAUUACGCCAAUUAAGAUUAAUAAUUAUUGAUUUCUUCCUGAAAUAUGUGAUCAAAGGUUUGGUGAAAGUCGUUCCUGGUCUAGUUUAUUUGUAAUUCAUUUUCCUGAUAGAGGGUUACAAAAAAUUAAUAAUAAUAAUAAUUACUUUUUCAUUCUGGGUUUGGCUCUUUAUUCUGUAAACAGUGUUCUGCAUCUAUCAAUACAUAGUAAAAGCUG
Molecule: messenger RNA, 11022 nt
Organism: Daphnia magna
Lineage: Eukaryota; Metazoa; Arthropoda; Branchiopoda; Diplostraca; Daphniidae
Molecular function (GO): ATP hydrolysis activity; ubiquitin-protein transferase activity
Source: RefSeq, a predicted model, not a curated record